CUACUACCCUCAAAUGGAUCCCCGUGUCCGCGCCCGUACCUCGCGCCUCCUUGUGCAGCUUGCCCCGAAGCAGGCUGCUGCGACGAUUGCGUAUCAGGAGAUGAGCAAGGCGCAGAAGAAGGCGUCGUUUGAGGCGUACUACCGGCAGUUUGCGGACGAGCUUGUGGCUGAGCUGAGCGAGUUUGAGAUGCCGGACGAGGCUGUGCGGUACAUCAAGCGGAUGAUCGACUACACGCUGCCUGGCGGCAAGAUGAACCGCGGGCUGUCUGUCAUCACGACCUACUCGCAUCUUGUGGGCAACCGGCCGCUGACCGAGGACGAGCUGUGCAAGGCGUCUGUGCUCGGGUGGUGCGUUGAGUGGCUGCAGGCGUACUUUCUGGUUGCCGACGACGUGAUGGACCGGUCUGUGACUCGGCGCGACCAGCCGUGCUGGUACCUCAAUGAGGACGUGGGCCUCAUUGCGGUCAACGACUCGUUCAUUCUCGAGUCUGGCGUGUACCGGCUGCUCAAGAAGCACUUUGAGGGCGACGCCAAGUACGCGACGUACCUCGAGCUCUUCCACGAGGUCUCGUACCAGACGCAGCUCGGGCAGCUGCUGGAUCUGCGGACGUCGCCCGAGGGCUCGGGCCCGACGCUGGACAACUUUUCGCUGCACAAGCACCACCUGGUUGUCAAGUACAAGACCGCGUUCUACUCGUUCUACCUGCCUGUGGCGCUCGGCAUGACCAUGGCCGGCAUCACCGACUCGAAGCUGUACGACACGGCCCGCGACAUCCUUGUCGACAUGGGCGUGUACUUCCAGGUCCAGGACGACUUCCUUGACUGGUGGCAGGACCCCGAGGUGCUCGGCAAGGUCGGGACCGACAUCCAGGACAACAAGUGCUCGUGGCCGGUCGUCACCGUGCUCGACAAGUGCUCGGCCGCCGACCGCGCCGUGCUCGAGAAGCACUACGCUCGCGACGACCCGGCCUCGGUUGAGAUCGUCAAGAACCUCUACCGCAAGUACGACGUCGAGGGCGUGUACAACGCGUACCAGGACAAGAUGAUUGCCCAGCUCACCGCCCGCAUUGCCCAGGUCACCGACCUCCCGCCGGCCAUCUUUACCGACUUUCUGGACAAGAUCGCGUACCGCCAGAAGUAAACCCUUGCGCGCCGCGCGCCGCAUACCCUCA
Thecamonas trahens ATCC 50062 is the source of this 1172-nucleotide messenger RNA. Its product is annotated as geranyltranstransferase. Gene Ontology annotation, cellular component: cytoplasm. Bases 14 to 1141 code for a protein of 375 amino acids. Gene Ontology annotation, molecular function: dimethylallyltranstransferase activity; (2E,6E)-farnesyl diphosphate synthase activity. Lineage: Eukaryota; Apusomonadida; Apusomonadidae. The transcript has 2 exons. Gene Ontology annotation, biological process: trans, trans-farnesyl diphosphate biosynthetic process. The record is from RefSeq and is a predicted model, not a curated record.